Messenger RNA from Paramisgurnus dabryanus, 6962 nucleotides. NCBI's taxonomy places the organism in Eukaryota, Metazoa, Chordata, Actinopteri, Cypriniformes, Cobitidae. The record is from RefSeq and is a predicted model, not a curated record.
AUUUACUAGCGCUUCUUCGCAAGGUUAUGUCAAUUACUUCACAUCACUGCAUUUUGUUUUUUCAUCUGGGGUUUACAUCUGAGCCUUCAUGCGAGGUGGUUUUCAGUGCAUCGGUUUCACACAGCAAGAAUGACGUCUGGGUGAUCGACUGGAUGGACAAUUGUAUUACCAGGUGAAAAAAGAAACUACGAGAAAAUUAGCCUCUGGUUUUAAAUGAGAUGCCUUUAAUGGAGGGAUACUUUUACAGUUUAACACAGAAGAAAUAAUGGGUUGCAGUCUGCAGAGGAACAUCCUUUCACAGUCGAAGGCUAGAAAAUGAAACGACAUACCUAAGAAAAAAGACCAUUAGUAAAAUCUGGAACACAAUAGAUCAUUCAUUUGCACACCGAAAGAGUAAAUUCUCCUUCCCUCUGCACCAUUUCUUUCUUACUCUCUGUGUGUAACACACAUACUCAUACACACGCCAAAAACACAAAUCAUGCCAGAAAAUGUUAGCUCCAGAAUGGACACACCCACAAACAUCUCCCUGGUGGGACCCGGUGAUGCCGUUUCCGAGUCCCUGGAGUAUAAAACAGUUUCUGUGUUUUUGGUGUUGCUGGUCUGUGGGGUGGGAAUUGUGGGAAACAUCAUGGUUGUGCUGGUGGUUCUUACCACGCGACACAUGCGUACACCCACCAACUGCUAUCUGGUGAGUUUGGCGGUGGCGGAUCUGAUGGUUCUGGUGGCUGCAGGUCUGCCGAACAUCUCGGAGAGCCUGAUGGGCACCUGGGUGUAUGGGCAUGCCGGGUGCCUGGGCAUCACCUACUUUCAGUACCUCGGCAUUAAUGCAUCCUCCUGUUCGAUCACAGCCUUCACGGUGGAAAGGUACAUCGCCAUAUGUCACCCAAUGAGGGCACAAACUGUCUGUACGGUGUCUCGAGCCAAGCGCAUCAUUGCUGGGGUUUGGGCCUUUACCUGUGUCUACUGCAUGCUUUGGCUCUUCCUAGUGGACAUCCAGGUGGACCCCGAGGGGCGUGUACAGUGUGGUUACCGUGUCUCUCGAGACCUCUACCUGCCCAUCUAUCUCAUCGACUUCGCCAUCUUUUACGUCAUCCCUCUACUUCUGGCCAUUGCCUUAUACGGUCUCAUCGCCCGAAUCCUUUAUUUGAACCCUCUACCCCACACACCCAACUCGGGCACCAUAACUGCCCCCACUCUCAGGAGGAGCUGUAAAGAUCCAGCAGAUGCCAGUAAGGCAGGUCGCCAAGGACGCCCGAAGACUGCGCUCUCCUCCCGGAAGCAGGUCACUAAGAUGCUAGCAGUGGUGGUUGUGCUGUUCGCCCUGCUAUGGAUGCCGUACAGAACCCUGGUUCUUAUUAACUCAUUCGUAAGCACGCCCUACCUAGAUGCCUGGUUCUUGCUCUUCUGCCGGAUCUGCAUUUAUGCCAACAGUGCGAUCAACCCUGUGGUUUACAACCUGAUGUCCCAGAAGUUUCGUUCGGCCUUCCGCGGGCUGUACCGCUGUCAGAGGGAGGACGGACAACAUCGGACGCUCUCCAUGCUCCAAAGUGGAUGCAGCCUAAGAGACACCCGACCCUGUAACAAUACCAAUGGCACCAGAAACACACUGAAGAAAAAUGGUUCAAGCUCCCCUAAGCAAAACCAAAACAAACUCAACGACAUAGAGAACACCCUAACAACAAGCGAUGAUGUAACAAACGAGACAGAUCCAAAUGUACACAUCGGGAACACUGCUAGCGAUAAAAGCCAAACCUCAGAAGACAAGGAGAUGUCUACACUGAAAGAUGUGGACAGGAGUGAGAAUACUGAUAAUGGUAAGAAUACGGAGAAAAGCGAGGCUACUAUUCAAGAUAUCAUCGCUGACAUGGGAAGCACAGAGGAGAUGCUGAGCUCUGCCACACUGGAAAAAACUGAUCAGAAUGACAGAGAGCUGAUUCAUAGCCAUGUAUAAAUCACUAGUACUCAAUAUUUUCCUUAUUUACUGCAUGCAGAGAAUGAAAAGAGAUCCAAGAGGACAAAAAGAGGUUUGAAAUUGUGAUGUACGUCCUUAGCUGUCGUGUUCUCUCUCCAGUGAAGGUGGCAAAACUGACAUGCCUCCUUUUCAGAGAGACACACACAUGGCAUGCUCGAUUUGGGCAAAUGAUCACAAUGCAAUUCAAACUAUGAUAAAUAUUUGACAAAGUGUAUUGCAGCUGCUCAGUUAUAAAGACUAGAAGAACAAAAAGGCAUAAAAGUGCCCUGUAAGACUAAAGCACAAAUGAGACCUCUUUAAUGUCUCUUUUUUUAAUGAGUCUUUAAAAGAUUCAGUCAGUUUAUCUCAAAGAACUUCACCCAAAAAAAUACUGAGUAACAGAGCAUAAAGAUGAACUAUAUGUAUAAUUCAGUUUUAGCUCAAUUUAUUCAAGACUUUAAUUCAAUGAAUUUAAUUCACACUCCGGUGUGUGCUGUCUUUUCUCAUUACAUAGGUUGAUUCCAACUGAAUGAGAAAAAACAAAUCUUACCACCCAUCCAGCUUUUAAAGCAACAUCCCUGAGUUGUCCUCAAAAAACACUGAGGAACUUGGCAGGUGCUUUAGGGCAUGAGAUCCAUUCGGAUGCAUUCAACCAACUAUAAGGCCCAGAGACACUUCUGUGUUUUUACUAACACAAGACAUCCCAUAGUUGGAUGUAUUGUCUAUCCAUUUGUUUCAUAAAAACUGAAAUACACUCAACUCCCUGUAUGGCUAGAGGUAUGCUGAGCUUUUUAGACCCCAUUUAUGACCUCAUAAAGAUGAGUAGAGUAAGGCAUUCAUUUGUCAGGUGUAGUUAUUCACUUAUUUCUGUAGAGAGCAGAGAGAGCCGAUGGUUUCUGUUGAAGCAAGGAGAGGCCUGUUUACACCUGGUAUUAAGGGGCUGUUUAUACCUGGAAUUAAGAUUGUUUUUUGUCGAUCGGAUUACACAUGGUAUUUUAAUCCUUCUCUUUUGUCUACUUUUGACCGCUUCUGCCCUGAUUACUUUAAAGGGAAUGCCCUUUGGAGAUUGUGGGCGAGUACCUCGCUUUCGUUUAAAUGCGAGCGGGAGAAAUGACGGAUUGAAAUUGAUGCAAACUAAGGCCCUGGCCGUUUCUCAAUGUCAAGGAAGGAUCCUCGGAAGCCAGUAUUUCGAGGAUUCUACGUCAUCGACGUCCAUCGAAGGACUGUUCCAAUGUCGAGGAUCCUCGGAAUUUCAGCCAAGGACUGAGUCCUUCGUUCGAGAAAUAUUCCAUAGACAGGAAAGGAUGCAUAUGUGUAUCCUUUGCGCGCUGACAUCACCCACAAUCCUAUGCGCGCAGCACCGAAAACAGACCUUUCAUUGACGCAAUGACGCGCACUUGCUAGCCUGUUCCAUUUAAGUGUUCUUCGAAUGCUUAAGAGGAGCCUCGCCUAUCCUCUGAACGAAGUGACUUGUAAGGACUAGUCCUGCCAAGGAAGUAUCCUUGACAUUGAGAAAAGGCCCCUGUUUACAAAAGAACACUCAAGGGUGAAAACGUAAAAAUAUUUUAUCGGAUGUUCAUUUCGUUUACACAGUGACAGCAUUUUUGGGGCUAAAAAACGCAAAAAAGUGAAACCACCCUCCAGAGUGGAAAUCUUAAAAAUGCUCUACAGUCACGUUCCCGUCUAUAGGGUAAAAACGCAAAAGUCUGCUCAGGGUGGCUUUCGUCGCUUCUCUUUCCAGCAGUUGUACGGAAUAUUGACAGCUAGUAUUACUGAUGAUGAGGUGCAUUAAUUACAUCUAUAAAAUUGUUGAUGCGCCAAUUCGUCAGAGGCAAACCAGGCAGCUUUGGACGAGACCUAGGAGAACAAGGAAGAAGGUUGUAUGCAGGUGCACAGACUUCAUGUUGUUGUGUGUCAGUGCUUCACAUUGCCAUCUAGCGGCCUGGAGGGCAUACUACAUCGAAUAUCACACACUUUUGCAUCACCAUAUUCACGCAGUUUUCCCCCCAAAACGUUCGUAUAAACAUUGAUAAAAAUUGAUAAUGCAACACUACUUUUGCAUUUUCUCUUCAGAUCGUUUUCGUGUAAACGUAGCCUAAUAUUAUGUCAUAUUACCACAGUGUGUUUUCGACUACCUUUGAAUGUGGUCAAAAGUGGACAAGCUCAAAACUUUUUACGUCUCGUUUACACAUGUAUUUAGUGUCGUCACUUGUGAUCCGAUCAACCGAAAUGCAUCUUAAUACCAGGUGUAAACCGCCUCUUUAAGAUGUGUUUUGGUCGUUUGGAUCACAAGUGGAUGACACUAAAAAUGGGGUGUAAAACGUUUUAAGCUCGUCCAUUUAUGACGACAUUCAGAGGUAGUUGAAAACGCAUUAGACUGCUUUUGUGGUGUAGAUGCGCACGUAGUUAAAUGUGUUCAAACAGCCACAAGAGACUGCCUACUCUCCACAUAUGUGAUUUACAGAGCACAUUAUUUUUACAUAAGACCUGACUUCUAGCGCGACAAGCAGGGUUCAGCACUAUCUUUAGGCUUUCAUCGAUAUAACUUAAGUGACUGCUCUCUGCCUCUUUUAUAUUUGUUUCAUUUUGUGAGUGUUUGAAAGUUACGCAAGCUUAUACAUGUGAAAUAAAAUAAAUGUGAUAUGAAAUCACAUUUUAUAAAUUUGAUAUGAAAUAUCAGAGAAAGCUCUUAAUAUAAAUGUGCAAAACACUGUGCAGCAACACAAGCAGCGGACUCCGACAUAAUAUUAGUUUGCAUCAAUUUAAACCUAUUAUUCCUCCUACUUGCAGUUAAACAAAAGCAAAGGGACUCGCCCACAGACCACCCCCUUAAAGUAAUCAUGACAGAAGCUGUCGAAAGCAGACAAAAGAGACAGAUUAAAACACCAGGUGUUUAACCAAAACACAUCUUAAUGCCAGGUAUAAAUGCCAGCCCACAAUUAAGAGAUGUAAGUAGUUGUAACAUAUACGUAUAUGUCAAAAUGUCAAUCAAAAUGAUUAAUAACUUGUUGAUUGAUGACCCCUCUUUUAUGACUUUUAGCUUUUAAUCAAUAAUCGUUGGCAUUUUUUAUGGUUUGCAUUUUUAUGGAGUUAUGAUAGUGCCAGUCUAGUUCAUUGGCGGCCGCUGACUUCUUUUUUUAAGGGCACUUGAUGCGUAGUUCGUCACAACAUGUAUUUAGCUGUCAUGUGUGUGGAUCCAUUUUUCAAAAUAUGUGUUCUUUGCAUUGAGAGAUCCUAUGUGCAUCACGUGUCUUGUCAAAAUAAUUGCCUGUUUCAGAUGCGUCUAAAGGGUUUAUGAUAAAAGAGACGCUCGCGUUUGCCAGAUACUCACAUAAUCUCAUGUGUAAUCAUAGUUUACUGUUAAGGGAGUGUAUUGCGUGUAUUUUGUGAACAUGAGCGUCUCUUUUAUUAUAAAAGGUUUUGACGCGUGUGCAGCAGGCAAUUAUUUUGAUGAAACACAUGAUGCACAUGGUUUACAUGACGCAACAAACACAUCUUUUGAAAACAUGAGCAACACACAUGACACUCCGAACACUUAUUUUGAAUUUGCGCCCCUCGGAUGAGCAGUCACGAGCCGCCACUGGUCAUGUUUGACUGUCAUUCUUAUGACCUGUUCUGUGUGUGGUCUGACCCCCACCAACAUAUUGCCCUGUUCUGAAUGUUUUGACAUGGUGAAUAAAUGUUUAUUUUGUGUGUGGGUGUUUGUGACCCCCCACCACCAUUGUCCUACUGAUGGUUCAUCCUUUCCUCCUCGACCCCCAACAUUUAUUUAUUUACCUUGUCAACACAUUUAGAACUAAUUACACCUAUCACAAACUUAAUGGGGGGUAAGGAAGGAAGACAUAUCUGUUACAACAGGGCAAUGCUUGUGGGGGGUUAGACCACACAAAGGAACAGGUCAUAAGAAUGACAGUCAAACAUGAUUGACACUAAAAUAACACCAUAAAAAUGUAUAUUGUAUAUAAGUAUAAUAUACUUGAUUGACAGCGAAAAGCCAUAAAAAUAGGGGUCAUCAAUCAAUAGGUCAUCAAUCAUUUUGAUUGACAGUUUGACAUACAACUUCUGAUCUAACCACAAAAAAAUUAUUUUUUCCCUGAGGAUCACAGUGAGAGCGAAAAAGUAAUUCUGAAGGAACAGUGUUAUUAAGCAUGCGCUACUUUAUGCCUUUCAAAGCCUCUCAAAGUGGUUAUGUGGAGAUUUAACAUUGGCAUGAUUUGCUGUCAUCCUCAGUUGAAUGUGAAUCAUGUGUUGCUAUUUUGGUAUGACAUUAAAUCUGCUUUCUCUGAGGCCGGGUGAACUGCAUCAAGAAAUUUUUAUGUCUUCUGAAGUGUUUUGUUGUUGUUCUUCUUGCGGAGAAUGUGUCGUUCUGCAUUGAAGCACAAGUUGAAUUCGACAUACUUUCCUGUACUAUGAACCUUUCAGUUUUCUUGUCUCUUUCUCAGAGAUGAUUAUUCAAUUUCAGACUUCCUCUGCCUUCCAUCCAAUAUUUUUUGGACUACAUUUCUGUAUGUCAUUUUAUGUUGAGAGAUGUAUUAAACAGUGAACAUUGCUUAGUCUGUAGCGCAUAAUGCUCAGCCUGUGUACGGUAAUUUUAGACUGUGCUCGUCGCUAUCCCACAAUGUUUUGAGAUUCCUAAUAUCCGCUAUUUAUUAAAGUCAUGUUUCCAUGCCAGAAGCUUUUCCUGAUGUUGUUGAAAAGACAAUUGUGAGCCUAGAAAGCUUAUUACUAGUUUCUAUUAAUAAUGUAAUCUAUUUUGAAAGCCAUUGAUAUUAUGUUCAUAUUGUGAUAUGAAGCUUCUAUUUGCUUUUCAUUUAAAACUGUGUUCGGUGUUUGCUUGAAUUAUAAUUGAAUGUUAAAAUCUGUCUGGGUGUUCAGUACAGUUCACUGCACUGUUUAUUUUUCAAAACAGUAAAAAAAUUCAUAUGAAUGAAAAAAGCAUAUAUAUAUACACACACAUUUUUUUCUCCUUGCCUGGUUUCAUUUGGCAUCCUAUGUGAAAAUUAAAGCUGGA